This is a messenger RNA of Caenorhabditis bovis, 3564 nucleotides long. The record is from the annotation of a GenBank genome assembly. Lineage: Eukaryota; Metazoa; Nematoda; Chromadorea; Rhabditida; Rhabditidae.
AUGUCCUCAAUACAUUAUAAAUUUCGGGCUACGCUCGAAUAUAAAACGCUUCAAUUUGACGGUUUGCAUAUACGAGGCGAAGACCUAGUUCGUGAAAUAUGCGCUAAAGAAAACAUUAAGCUAGAAUUAUUUAAUCUAUUACUACAGAAUGCUCAUACCAAGAAGAACUACACAGAUGAAGAACUGAUUCCUAGGAAUUCAUCGAUAAUUGUCCAACGUGUUCCAAGAACAGAAGCCGCCAAAAUUCAGAAAGUCCAGAGUGGAGUUAACAGCGGAAUGAUUCAAAAUGAAACAAAUUCGUCGGGUUUGGACAAUUCCAGCCAAAUAACAUCGGCGGAGUUUAAGAAUAUGGAUGAGACGGAACGACUAAAUCAUGUCAAACACGUCUCAACACGUGCCUAUGAUCCUGUAAAUUAUCGAAAGAAGCCGGGAGAAAUAAUGACGGGUCCACCACCGCCGACGUAUACGUGUAAUCGAUGCUCACAACCGGGACAUUGGUACAAAAACUGCCCAAUGGUAAACUAUUCGUGCGGCUGUACAGCUUUUUGCGCUGUGACGCGCGGCAUGCGAGUUUUCGCUUCGGGACCCUCAGUGGAUCGACGGGACGACUACUACGCGCGCGCGCACGCACGCCCUGCGGGCCCUCUCACCGAAUUAUCGUUUUUGCAGCUGAACACGAAACGCACGACGGGCAUACCAUCGCAAGAGCUCAUGGAAACGACUGCCGAUGAUCCGUUGGCGAUGCUUCAUCCGAGCGGCAAAUUUGUGAUACCGAUAAUGCACUGGAAGGCGCGUCAAGAGCAGAACCGCAAGACGACCGAUGAAGGAGCUUCAUCGCCGGCUCAACACGAGCGCAAAGUUCCGGCAGAGUUGCUAUGUCCUCUUUGCAACGGUCUUAUCAAAGAGGCCGUGGUCACUGCGUGCUGUGGAAACUCGUACUGCGCUGAUUGUAUUGGACAGAAGUUGUUUGAGACGGAGUCGAAGAAAUGCCCGGGGGAGGAUUGCGACAAAGAGCAAGUUUCCGUUGACGCCCUAAUUCCGAACAAGCGCCUUCGAGCUGCUGCUGAAGCAUGGCUCAAUCAAGGAGGAAGAGCUGGAGCUAAUGAGAUUGUGCAGCCUCAGGAGCAGAUCAGGAUAAGGAUUGGCCUUCAGCCGAGUGUUCGGACGACUGCUUUGCCGGUGGCUACCGCCGCAGUGGAAACCGCUGCUGCUGCUUCUCCUGGACAAACUAUAGUUACAGCAGCACCUGUUGCUGAACCGCCAGCUCCUGGAGCCUCUCAGGCUUCGCCAGCCGCGCCACCUGUGUCUCAGACAAUAAACAUCCCACUGGACACGAGUCUACCUCCGCCAUCGCUGAGAGGGCCUGAGAUUGGAAUUUCGCAAGUGCCUGGCAUCCCGGGAGUUUCUGCUGUUCCCUACACGACUACAAUGUUGCCGCCGAUUCCGGGAAUCGGGAUUUUGCCGCAGACGCAGACGAACGUCCUCGCGCCGUAUGGAAUCAAUCCGCUCAACAUGUAUGGAGGUGGUCUCACGAAUCAUGGGCACGCCGGAUUUCCGGGUUCGAUUGCGCCGACGACAGUGGCACGGACCACCGCUGACAAUAAUGACAUGUGGGAGGAUUUCCUACGACGAAAGGAUCGCGGACGUGAACGACGCGAUGAUCAUCAUCGGGAUCGUGAAAGAGACAGAGAUCGAGAUCGUGGACGAGAUCGGGAUCGCGAGCGCGAUCGCGACAGAGAACGCGAUCGGAAUCGAGAACGCGACAAGGAUCGAUCGCGACGGGAUCGAAGAAGGAGGAAAAGUUCUUCGUCGUCAUCUUCUUUAUCUGACAGUGAUUCUACUGACGAUGAUCAUCGCCGAAAACGAGCAGACAAGGAUAAACGAGAUAGGUCGAAAUCUAGAAGAAGUGAGAAAGAUCGAGUGUCGUCUCGACGGGAUGAACGAAGUACUCGUGAUUCUAAGAGCAGCCGUGUAAAAAGCAUGAAAGCUCGUGAUACUCGUAAAGAGAAAACGAAAGAAGAUGUUAGGAAAAAGGCGAAAAAAGAUGAGGAAUCGGCGAAACGACACACGAAGAAUGAAAAGGAGGAAGAUGAUGAGAAUCUUGACGAUGAAAGCGCUACCGAUGUGAGCAAAUCGAAAGAGAAUAUGGAGGAGGACGAUGAGGCGGCGAUUGAUGGAGCUCUUGCGGAAUAUGAGAAGCUUCGCGAGAGUACAUCGAAUGUGAAUGUUGGUGAUGAAGAGAAGACCGAAGAAUUGCCGAAGGCUGUCGAAGAGAAUCCUCUAGAGCAGCACGAGCAGCCUGUUGAAGAAGAAGAGAAGCUUGAAGCCGAUGCUGAGAAGAAUGAUGAUAGUGCUUCGGAGACUGGCGAAACGACAAGAAGUGAACGGGAAGUUAGUGAGAAUGGAUUCUCAACGCCAAAAGAAGAGCCAGAAGUGACGAACGAAACUAGUGAGGCGGAGGUUGUUGAAGCGAACGAGCUGCGAACGACGGUUGAAAAUGAGAAUAGAUUGUUGUUGACGGAAGAAAGUGAUGAUGAUAACGAGAAGGAUGAGAAGCCGAAUGAUGGAGACACUACUGCCAAUUCUGAUGAUGACGAUGAGAAAAAGAAAGAGAAGAAAACGAAGAAGCACAAGAAAAAGAAGAAGCAUAAGAAACAUGGCGAAGAUGAAAAUGAUGAUGAUGAUAAGAAGAAAAAGAAACACAAGAAACAUAAGAAAGAAAAGAAAACGAAGAAGGAAAAAGAGGAAGAAGAUGAGGAGGAGAAGCGUCAUCGAAAGAAGGAGCGCAAACGGUCUAGAGAUGUUGAAGAGGAAAGUGAUGUUCCGGCGAAAGUUCGAAAAAGUGACAGUCACGAGGACAAUCAUCGGGCAAGAGCUCGCGAGGAUGACCGAAGAGAGCGUGAGCGAGUUUCUCGGCGGGAUGAGCGUGAUCGCGAUAGGACUCGAGACGACCGGGAUCGUGAUAGAGAGCGAGACCGAGAACGAGACCGCGAUCGCAGGGAUCGAGCCAAGGACCAAGAUAGGGACCAAGAUAGAGACCGAGCAAGGGACCAAGAUAGAGACCGAGCAAGGGACCAAGAUAGGGACCGAAAUCGUGAUAAGGAAAGAGAUGAGAAGAGGAAAAAGCCAGAUGAGAAGCCUUCGAGUGGCUCAUCGCGUGAGAAACGGGAAAAGGAAUCCACGAAAUCUUCAGAGUCUUCCCGACAACCGAUAUCGUUCAGAAUUACUAAACCUGAUUCUCAAAAGUCGAAAGGUGUUGAGCAUUUGCUUGAUGAUGAGAAAAUGCAUUCUGGAGAUGAUGAUAAGAAAAAGAAUGAGAGCAGAAAAGAGCAGAAGAAGGACACUGAGGUUGAAAAAUCGAGAACUACUAGCAGCGGUAAAGAUAAGCCGGAUAAAUCGACGAGGAAAGAUAAUGAGAAAGUUGACGAAAAAUCCAAAUCGUCGCGAGAUCGGUCGGAUUUGAAAACCAGGAAGGAAGCAGAGUCUGACAAGGAGAAAAGUCGAAGAAGGAAGGAGGAUACAGAUAGUGAAGAGAAAGGAGAGGAGAGGAAGGUUUUAUUUUAA